Messenger RNA from Haliotis rubra (blacklip abalone), 3798 nucleotides. RefSeq lists its product as uncharacterized. The coding region runs from base 256 to 3798 and encodes 1180 amino acids. Lineage: Eukaryota; Metazoa; Mollusca; Gastropoda; Lepetellida; Haliotidae. The record is from RefSeq and is a predicted model, not a curated record. The transcript is spliced from 8 exons. Gene Ontology annotation, molecular function: protein binding.
CACAGACACUGGGAUUUACUUCCUUGUUACCUGGACAGGACAGACAUUUGCACUGAGUUCUUCCCAUUUACAAGCUCAAUACAGAAAGUAGGAUUUACUUCCUUGUUACCUGGCAAGACAGAAACAUCCGUCUGUACGUUCUUCACAUUUUACAAGAAAACUGGAUUGCGGUCAAAAUAACAGAUUGGUAUGAUGGCAACAUGUUUCUUGGAACCUUAAAUGCUGUAGAUGGAACAAACUAUGAUGUUUUGAAGCAUGGAAACUGACAACAAGCUGCCACGAGAUGGCACUGUUUCUGGAUCCUCCACAGAUGCUUUUAUUACAACCAGGAGAAGACAACAGCCAGGCAAACAACAUAGUACAACACUGGCACCAGGUGGCGUUGUGGCUGGAUCCCCUGCAGGUUCUUCUGUGGUGACCAGGGAAAGAAAGAAGCAAGUAGAACAACAUACUACAACACUGACACCAGGUGGCGCUGUGGCUAGAUCCCCUGCAGGUUCUUCUGUGGUGACCAGGGAAAGAAAGAAGCAAGUAGGACAACAUAGUACAACACUGACACCAGGUGGCGCUGUGGCUGGAUCCCCUGCAGGUGCUUCUGUGGUGACCAGGAAAAGAAAGAAGCAGGAGGAACAACAUAGUACAACACUGACACCAGGUGGCGCUGUGGCUGGAUACCCUGCAGGUGCUUCUGUGGUGACCAGGAAAAGAAAGAAGCAGGAGGAACAACAUAGUACAACACUGACACCAGGUGGCGCUGUGGCUAGAUCCCCUGCAGGUUCUUCUGUGGUGAGCAGGGAAAGAAAGAAGCAGGGGGAACAACAUAGUACAACACUGACACCAGGUGGCACUGUGGCUGGAUCCCCUGCAGGUUCUUCUGUGGUGACCAGUGAAAGAAAGAAGCAGGAGGAACAACAUAGUACAACACUGACAGCAGGUGGCGCUGUGGCUGGAUCCCCUACAGGUUCUUCUGUGGUGACCUGGGAAAGAAAGAAGCAAGUGGAACAACAAACUACAACACUGACACCAGGUGGCGCUGUGGCUGGAUCCCCUGCAGGUGCUUCUGUGGCGACCAGGAAAAGAAAGAAGCAAGUAGGACAACAUAGUACAACACUGACACCAGGUGGCGCUGUGGCUGGAUCCCCUGCAGGUGCUUCUGUGGCGACCACAGAUAGUCUCACUGCCACAGAGGUAAAACAACAUCCGGGGAGACAACCCACUACAACACUGGCACCAGAUGGCACUGUGGCUAGACCUACCACAGAUACUGUCACAGCCACAGAGGCAGGUCAGCUGCAGGGGGUACAAUCAUUUUCAACAACCACACACUACUACCUACCGGGUUCAGUUUCACAAUGUAACAUCUCCAACUCCUCCAACGUUGCAUUCGGAGACAGCGGACAUCGAGGCUGGAUAUCACAAGAGAGUCUCAGCAUAAGGAUCAACCAGCUCAGUGAUAUGUUAGUACAAACCCGUGCUCUUCACAAAGCAGAGGAACUUCUGAAGAGGCACAGCCAUGUUGCAAUUUGUGGAGCCCCUGGAGAUGGGAAGACUACUGCUGCUCUCAGGAUCUGUGAAACGUAUAUGAAGAAAAACUAUCAAGUAUUGUUUGUUGAAAAUAUUGAAGAGUUUGACAUUGAUGUUGUCAUUAAGCGAAAGUGUGACAUGUUGGUUGCGUUUGACGAUAUCUUUGGUUCUGUCGCUGUUCCUAGCAGCUUGGAGAAAUUACGCAAAGUGUUCAAUGCCUUGGUUGAUAUUUUACUUUGCUUUACAAGAGACGAGGAGCUAGCAGCCGAGAAAGAAAGAAAGAAGAAGAAAAUGAAGAAAGGUAUACAGAAGGAAGAUGAGAAGCAAAGUAUGGACGAAACGACUGAAAAAAGCAACUACAAGCUUCGCUUCAUUUUCACAUCCAGGAACUACAACUGGAAUGAGGGCUGUUCAAGACUACAUCAGUUCAAAGUAAAUCUGUUAAAACAUGAAACCAUUGUUGAUAUGAUCAAGACAUGUUUAACCAUUGAAGAAAAGAAACAGAUCAUGACCUUGUUCAGGACCAGAAGCCAAAUCUGCAGUAUCUCCGAUAAGGACAUGAAAACUAUUACAGAGUUAAAAGACAGCAUGUUUGGAUAUCCUUUGACCUGUAAACUGUACUUCACCAACCGAGUGUUCCAGAUGCAUAGUCUUGGGGACUUUUUUCUGAAACCGGUGACAUACCUGAGAGGUGACCUUGACACCAUUGUCCGUGAAGGCAGCAGCAGAUCGGCUGCUCUGAUUCUCCUGGUCCUGUGUGGAGGGAAACUGGACCUUGCCUCCUUGAUGUGUGGGACAGACAAGAAGGUCACAGAUCUGUUUCAUGUUGUAACGGAGAAGGUAGCACCAUGCACCGAUACAGACAUAGAAAGAGAGAUAAGCAAUUUUACUGGCACCUACUGUGUCGUGGAGAAUCAUGUAGCCUCCUUUUCACAUCCAGCCAUCCACGACGCUGCCGCAUGUGCUUUUGGGAAUCUCAACAGUGUUUUAUUAGUAAAACACUGUUCCCUUCAGUUUUUGUAUGAAAGGGUUAGACCAAACAUGCCUGAUGCUCGACAGACAACCCAAGCUGAUGAUGUGACAAACAUGAUCUACAUCACUUCCCGUCUUUACCCAUUGAUGAUCAACAGGAUAGUGAAGGGUAUCCGUGAAGAUUGCUUCAGAUGGACAGUAGGCCACCCUGUAUUCAGAAACGAUAAAUUAUCAUCCUCACUGAUGACGGAACUGAAAAAUGACUUGCCUUAUAUAGUCCACCGAAAGGACAGCACAUCUGGUGAAUGUUUUCUAUACUGGACUUCCCUGUCUAAAAAUGAUUUACUGUUCAGUCAGUCAUUAUUACUGAUGAGUAAAAAGGAAAAUCUUUCCCCUGAAAAUGUCAAAGACCUGUAUGAGAGUAUCACAGGUUGCAUAAAGCCUGGCAAGGUGGGGAACCUGCAACGUAUUGUUGAUGUGCUAAAGCAUCAUGGGGAAUACCAUGCAGACCUAAGGAUGGCAGGAAGCAAAACUCUGCUAAUAAUUGCUGCAGAGGCUGGACAGUUGGAUGUGUUCAACUUUCUACUGCAAGAAGGAGCAAAUGUUUUAUUGAAGGAUAGGAAAGGAAACAGCUGCCUUCAUCAUGCGUGUAUUUCAGGAAAAAGAGAUAUUGUGAAAGUUGUUGUUGAAAAGUUUCCAGGUAUGAUUGAUGAUUGUAAUGAUGAGGGUUUCACAUCUACACUGUUGUGUGCUGAGACACGACAGGAGGAGAUCCUCAAGUUCCUGGUGUCACAUGGUGCUGAUCUCUCUGCUAAGAUAUUGGGAGGUCAAAGUUGUUUACAUGUGGCGUGUGCAAGUGGUUAUUUCUCAACCGUACAAUAUUUGUUGUCUUGUGAAAUUAUCAACAUUAAUGAAAGAACAUUAUCAAACACAACGCCGAUUAUGAUGGCUGCCGAAAAGGGACACUCUGAUGUUUAUCAUCUUCUUGUGUCAGAGGGAGCUGAUCUGUCACUUACUAGUGAGUUGGGCAGAGACUGUCUGAUGUAUGCAUGUGAGGGAGGUAACAAGUCUAUAGUUAGACACUUACUGUCUUUGAAAACAAUUAACAUCAACAGGAGAGAUCACAACAACAUGACACCAGUCAUGGUGGCAAUUGAAGCCGGACAGUCUGAUGUUUAUCACCUUCUUAUGUCAGAGGGAGCUGAUGUGUCACUUACUGGUGACAAGGGCAGAGACUGUCUAAUGUGUGCAAGUGAAAGAGAUAGCAAGAUUGCAGGGCUCACAAGAACCUCAGGGAGCUGA